AUGCCGCGGCCGAACGGGGAUCGCGGUGAGGUUACAGUGCAAACUGGAGAUCUGCUGCCAUGUAGGAUUUGUGGAAGGACUUUCUUUCCAGCAGCACUGAAAAAGCAUGGACCCAUUUGCCAAAAAACUUCUGCCAAGAAAAGGAAGACAUUUGAUUCCAGCCGUCAGAGAGCGGAAGGAACUGACAUUCCCACAGUAAAACCUCUUAAGCCACGGCCAGAACCACCCAAAAAACCUUCCAACUGGAGGCGAAAGCACGAGGAAUUUAUAGCAACUAUACGAGCAGCCAAAGGACUUAAUCUUAAAGACGGUGGAAAACUCCCUCCACCGCCUCCGCCAUCAUAUGACCCAGAUUACAUUCAGUGUCCAUAUUGUCAGAGGAGAUUUAACGAAAAUGCAGCUGACAGACACAUCAAUUUCUGUAAGGAACAAGCAGCACGUAUUACUAACAAGGGGAAAUUGGCAGCUGAUACCAAAGGGAAGCUUCCUACUCGAACACAGUACAAACCUGCUGCAGUUAAGAAGAUGCCUUCUGUAGGAUCAACACCAUCAUCAUCAUCACGCUUACCACAGCCAAGUGGUAUUAGCAAAACUGUUGUAGGUGCCUCUUCAAGUAAAGUACUAUCUUCAUCUGGAUCCAGUGGGAGCAAACUUCAGACAUUAUCACCAGCUCAUAAAAACUCAAUGGGAAUGGUGAACCCACAAGCAGGUAGUAAGAUGGACAAGUUAGGCCCACCACUGCGAACUGGAAGAGAUGUGCAAAGGUUUUAUGACACUGAUACAAAAACAGACAGUACCGUCAAAAGACCAAAUGAGUUGUUGCCUAUAAAGAAAGGCACAACAAAAACACGGACAUCGACUCCUCCUAGUGUGGCAAGAACCAUGAGCACGGGUGCUCUAACAAACAAAAGAAAAACUAGCAAUUCAGACAGUUACUCAAGGUCUGACGGUAAAAUUGGGUAUGACAGUGGAGACUACCCAUCCUCAGUCAAUGGAGGAAGUUCAAAAAGCAGUGAAGGAAAUUCACCUGUACAGUUAUCAAAGUUCUGCCAUGAAUGUGGAACAAGGUAUCCAGUGGAAUGGGCGAAGUUUUGCUGUGAGUGUGGAAUUCGAAGAAUGGUUGUGUGAACACAUUCUUAAAAGCAAAAAGAAAAUGAGAAAUCAUCGGAAGCGUCUGCUGUGUACUGCUGCAUGGAAAGCUAGAGCACUCCUUCCAGUUAGACUUCAUGCUGCAAAUGUGUUGAAACAUCAUAUUGUGAUUUUCUGAGUGCAAUCUUCUGGUUACACACUUAUUUAUAAACAAAUAUAUAUACUGUAUAUAAAAAUAGCAGGUACCUAAAACUCUGCCAUUCAAGGAAAUACUCUUUAAUCUCUGUUGGAAAUAUUUAAAAUUAAGGUAAAAAUGUGUUAAGUAGCUUAGGUAGCAGAAGUGGUUCAAUGUUAUUUUUCAUGUAAAUCCUACUAGAUAAAGGAUUAUUUAAAUCACUUAUGUAGGAUAAUACUUGUCCAUAGGGAACUAGCCAUGAAGAACUUGGCCUUCAAAAGUUUCUCUGUGGAGGCAUUUCCUUCAUAUGUGACAGUAAAUUAGAUGCUGUGUUCUAAGUGAAAACAACAUGAGCAACUCCUUAUAAAUUCCUAGUUAAAAGUGCAAAAAAUCUGGAUCCUUUUAAACUCUUCAACGGUAGUAUCCUAAUUGGACUUUACAGUUACUUCCUAGGAUUUUUUUAAAGAAUCAAAGUGGAAGAACUACCUGAGAGUUCUGUUCACGUGUAAGAAAAGCAAGAUUUUUGUUUGUGGCUUUCCAUGUUCUGUUUUCCAAUAAGAACGUGUUAAUAUUUUAAUGUAUUUAUAAGGACAAAUAUAGUACUGUCAUUUUAUUAAGUUCUUUUUGUUCAGAAAUACUUGUCUUCUUCCUCCUGUUCUCCACCAUGACUAGCAUAUCUAAAAGUUUUGUGCUUUUUGUCUUUAAAGGUUUCCAAAGCUCCCGCUCCUUUUUUCUCUUCCCUCAUUUCCUGAAGGAGAGACAAAGUCUAUGCUUAUCCUACCUAAAUGUUGAACUCUUACUUUGAAAACAGCCUUUGUGAUGUAUCCACUACAAAAAAAGAGUUCCAUAAAAAUGUAUGUUGUUAGAGCAGUAGAACUUGAUGUAAGUAGUGACUGUUUUUUAUUCUUACUCCUGUGCAAAUAGCACAGCUUACAUAUACGUGCAGAAUGGAGUAACUGUGCUCCAUAGGUUUAUAUGUUAAUACCUUUACACGUUUUUUUGCAAUUUUGUGUAUUUUUGGGCUCUGAACAGCAGCCUCUUGAAGUUAGUAACAGACUUUGCAUUAAUUGGUUGGGAAGAAGGGUCAGGCCCUGGAAGUUGUUGGGUUUUUUAUAAAUUACACAGGAUAUUAAAAUCAUUCACAAGCCGAAUCACUUAUAUUGUAUCUGAAUGUAGUAAUUUGUUUUGUGAAGUUUUGCUUUGAAGUACUGGCACCAUCUUAGUUAUGUGUGAAAGAACAAUCUGAAAGAACUUAAUUGUGCCUUUCCCACAAUAAAUACACUCUUUUUGUCAGAAAUGCUUAUUUUCAGCUCACAAACACCACUAGUAUAAACUCAUAUAAUUUGUUUGUAGCUUAUGCAAAAUAUAAUGUAAUGUUCCAGAUAGUUUUAUGGGCACUGCAUUCUCAAAACUUGUGAUUACUAUCAAUGGGGCCAAUUCUGAAGAAAGCAUGAUUGAAGAAAAGCAUCUCCAAAGCAGCUACCAGUCUUGGAGGAUGAGAGAUUUAAGAGACUUGAUGUAUUCAUGUUGCAGGCUACAAACUGUUGAUGUUUUAGAAUUAGUUCAAUGGUCUGCAAU
Pygoscelis adeliae (Adelie penguin) is the source of this 2842-nucleotide messenger RNA. RefSeq names its product zinc finger, C2HC-type containing 1A (gene ZC2HC1A). The coding region runs from base 1 to 1128 and encodes 375 amino acids. The transcript is spliced from 10 exons. The record is from RefSeq and is a predicted model, not a curated record. NCBI's taxonomy places the organism in Eukaryota, Metazoa, Chordata, Aves, Sphenisciformes, Spheniscidae.